UGAUCAAUGGGGUCCGAGGCUGGAAGGAUUUUUUUGCACGCAGGCUGUCAUUAACACCACAAGCUUGGCUUGUCAUCUGACUUGGACUCAACACACACAGCAGGCGCAAAUCACUCAGACAGGGCCACAUCUGUUCCCCUGCCAUAGAUGCUGCGUACAAGAAGUAUAUUUGGCUAACCAGACAUAAUGGAUUUUAACGUCAGAAAAAUGGCCUCGGAUGCAGGUGUGUUUUUCACACGGGCCGUGCAGUUCACGGAGGAAAAGCUGGGACAGGCAGAAAAGACAGAGCUGGAUGCCCACUUUGAAAACCUUCUCAGCCGAGCAGACUGCACCAAAAACUGGACUGAGAAAAUAUUUAGACAGACAGAGGUGCUUCUGCAACCCAACCCAAGCGCAAGGAUUGAGGAGUUCCUCUAUGAGAAGCUGGACAGGAAGGCACCGUCCAGAUUAACCAAUGCAGAGCUUCUGGGUCAUUACAUGUUGGACGCAGCCAAAGACUUCGGUCCAGGAACACCAUAUGGAAGCACCCUGAUCAAGGUGGGAGACUGUGAGCGGCGUCUUGGAUGGGCCGAGAGAGAGUUCCUCCAGACCUCUGCCAUCAGCUUCCUCACCCCUCUCCGGAACUUCCUGGAGGGAGACUGGAGAACCAUCUCAAAAGAGAGGCGUCUCCUGGAGAACCGGCGCCUGGACCUGGACGUGUGUAAAGCACGGCUGAAAAAGGCCAAAACGGCGGAGGCCAAGGCAGCAGCUGUGCCUGAUUUUCAGGACACCAGAACACGGAACUAUGUCCUGUCUGCCAGUGCCUCUGCGCUCUGGAGUGAGGAAGUAGACAAAGCGGAGCACGAUCUCCGGGUAGCCCAGACGGAGUUCGACCGCCAGGCGGAGGUGACGCGCCUGCUGCUGGAGGGAAUCAGCAGCACUCACGUGAAUCACCUCCGCUGCCUGCACGAGUUUGUGGAGGCUCAGGCAGCCUACUAUAAGCAGUGCCACCUGCACAUGCUUGACCUGCAGAAGGAGCUGAGCAGUUCCAAUGGAGACGCGUUCCCGAACGCGUUCGCAGCGAACCCCGGCCACCCCGUGUCGCCGGCCAGCCCUCCCCUGGACGGCGGCGGCGGUGCCCUGGACGCCGGCGGCGCGGCGGAGGUGGACACGCUGAAGAUUGAGGAGGUGCAGGCCCCGGCGACGGGCACGCGCAAGGCCAAGGUGCUGUAUGACUAUGACGCCGCAGACACCAGCGAGCUGUCCCUGCUUGCUGAUGAGCUCAUCACAGUUUACACAGUUCCAGGCAUGGAUUCUGAUUGGCUCAUCGGAGAGCGCGGGAACCAGAAAGGAAAAGUGCCUGUUACAUACCUGGAGCUGCUCAGUUAGAGGAGUUAUGCUUGAAUACGCACGCGCACACACACACACACAACCCCAAACACACUUGCCUUUCAACAUGCUGAUAUUUAUGACCAAACACUUCCAAGUAUGUGCAGUGCUCCUAAUGACAGCAUGCACACUAAUGUGAAUUUGAAGGCAGCUGCACAACAUUGAUUAUGGAGAAAAAGUUGACUAACAAGGACAACUUGGUGGAAAGUCGUGUGACGCAAGUUGUUUACAUAUUGAAAUUUCCUGCAAUAUUUAUUUUCUUUAUCCUUAUGAAAAACUGUAGGAAACAGUAAAAAUGAAGUGAGUGUAGUAAUUAGAUGGAUAAAGGACAUGGGUUAAGAUUGAUGAUAUAGCGUCAUACAAGUUGACAACCAGGAUACACCUGCUCUUCUCACCUUGAUGUUCCACUCCAUCGCUGUACGCAAACAUAUUUCUAAAAGGCCACAUACAUUCCAAAAAGCACUCUACGCAAGCAUGGGGUUUUCCAUUCAUCUUAGUGUGGGCAACAUUCCUAUGUCGUAAAUGUUCUUGUCCUUAAUCUUUAGCAAAAACUGACACUGCCCAUACAGUUCAAGUUUGGAAAUGGAACAAACACACAGCUCAAAUAUAUAUGUGAGAGAACAAAGGUUGUGCUCUCGCCGAAGGCUUGAGCACACCCAAAUAUGAAUCGCCUUAAGAUGGGGUCCACUCGCUAUGGCCAUCUACUAUAAUCCAGAGAAUGUAAUCUCCACAACACCCACACUGACCUGCUGGUCAAACACGGCUUUUGAACAAGCUUGACAAACUGAAGUAUGCAUGACUGUACUCUUAUUUAUAUGAUAUAACGUUUGUGUUAGUUUUGCUCUUUGGAGUUUCAUUGUAUAUUGUCUGGCCUUUUUGUUGGUUUUAAAACAAAGUGUUUUAGGAGUUGUAGUGUCCUUUGUGUAAUGAGGUUGCAGAACCAGCCCAGGCUGCUGCAUGUGCUACUGCCAGUGAUUUCUAUGAAUGCUUUUAAUAGCAAACAGGCUGUUUUAGAUCAGAAAUAUAACGCAAUUAUUAUUUUUCUUGCCAAUCUUUUUGUACCAAAGCAUUUGCACAAGCAAAGUAUGUUCACUACCACACCGUACAAACUGUACCUGUGCAUGCACUCCUACGGUUUUAACUAUUGCUGCUGUGUUACUGUUUCGUUAUUAGUCUUCUAUUAUUUCUUGUUUGCUUUGACCUGUCUAUUUAUUGCCUGUUCCUAAGCCAUGUUGAAUGAAAAAUGUAUUAGGUUUAAUAAAAAUUAAGCUUUAUUGGGACA
Osmerus eperlanus (European smelt) is the source of this 2650-nucleotide messenger RNA. It is a transcript of the gene sh3glb2a, whose product is annotated as SH3-domain GRB2-like endophilin B2a. The transcript is spliced from 12 exons. Gene Ontology annotation, cellular component: membrane; cytoplasm. Gene Ontology annotation, biological process: membrane organization. The coding region runs from base 187 to 1368 and encodes 393 amino acids. The record is from RefSeq and is a predicted model, not a curated record. Gene Ontology annotation, molecular function: protein binding. NCBI's taxonomy places the organism in Eukaryota, Metazoa, Chordata, Actinopteri, Osmeriformes, Osmeridae.